This is a messenger RNA of Trichoplusia ni (cabbage looper), 2563 nucleotides long. RefSeq names its product N6-adenosine-methyltransferase catalytic subunit-like (gene Mettl3). Gene Ontology annotation, molecular function: mRNA m(6)A methyltransferase activity; mRNA (2'-O-methyladenosine-N6-)-methyltransferase activity. Lineage: Eukaryota; Metazoa; Arthropoda; Insecta; Lepidoptera; Noctuidae. The transcript is spliced from 13 exons. The record is from RefSeq and is a predicted model, not a curated record. Gene Ontology annotation, cellular component: nucleus; RNA N6-methyladenosine methyltransferase complex. Bases 274 to 1959 code for a protein of 561 amino acids.
UCAAACAAAUGUUACUCUGAUUUUAUGUUGCUGAUUGUUGCUUCGUUCGUAAUGUUCGCUAGAGAUCGAUUCUAUUUUGAGAUUGAAAAGUGAUACAGUUGUAAUAAGUAUUAUUUUUGUAAUACAAACCGUUUUAUGCAUCUAAUGCUUGAACGAUAUUCAUGUGCAUUUUAUCUAUAUUGACUCUCAAAGCCAAAAUGUGUAGCUGAAGUUCUACUGAGCCGGUUUUUGUUGCUAAUACCUAAUGGUAGCCGUAACAAAACAAAAAUAAACAUGUCUGAUGCUUGGGAAGAGAUCCAAGCUGUUAAAAGCAAAAGAAACAGUCUUCGAGAGAAGUUAGAGAAACGUAAAAAAGAACGACAGAAUAUCUUAAGUGCAAAUUUAGUUCCUGCUGAGAAAUCUGAAGGAUCUCCGGGUGGCGGGAAAGAGCGAUCAGCGGCGAGUCCAUCGACAUUGAAAAAUGAAGCAGCCCCAGCGACUACAGAAAAGCCAAAAGUAGUUCCAUCGGCGUCGCUGGAGGUUCGUUUGCUACAGGUCUUGUCCGACAUGCAGUUGCAACUGCCGGCGACUGCCAGUGCUCUGCUGCCUGGCCUAGGAGAUGUGGAUGCAGGAAUCGUGGCCAGCUUACUGCAGAAAUUCGCUACACAGAAGCUCAUAACGAUAAAGGAACGGACAGAAAGUACAACAGAUGCAAGCAUAGAGGUUGAGAGUGCAGAGUCUGUAAGACUAGCUGCUGUGCUUGCUGCUCUUAUGGAGGAGCAGAGCACUGGGAAUAAGAGAAAAGGUGAUAGCACUACAGAAGAGACUGCAAAUCCCAAAGUAUCAAAAACUGCAACAGAUGAGAAGAAAACAGCCAAAAAUGAUACAGAUAUUAUGUCGCUCCUGGCAAUGCCUUCGAGUCGUGAAAAAGCUGUGAAAAGAGUUGGUGAAGAGAUCAUGGACCUUCUGAGCAAGCCCACUGCCAAGGAGAAGUCUUUAGCUGACAAGUUCAAAAGUCAAGGAGGUGCUCAGGUGAUGGAGUUCUGUCCGGCGGGCACGCGCGGCGAGUGUUCCCGCGCGGCGGGCGCGGGCGCCGGGCCCUGCCGCAAGCUGCACUUCAAGAAGAUCAUACAACCACACACCGACGAGGCGCUCGGGGACUGCUCUUUCCUCAACACCUGUUUCCACAUGGACAGCUGCAAAUACGUGCAUUACGAAGUCGACAAUACGGAUCCCAAUGCAAACGCGCCCAAACCUGAGGCCGCGCCUAAAGGGGCACAUAAUGGAACUCCGGCCGCGCCAAAAGUGGAUGGCGUGUUAACACUGACGCCGCCGCAGUGGCUACAGUGCGACCUACGAUAUCUAGAUAUGACGUUCCUAGGCAAGUUCGCGGUGAUAAUGGCGGACCCGCCGUGGGACAUCCACAUGGAACUGCCGUACGGGACCAUGUCGGAUGACGAGAUGAGGUGUCUCGGAGUGCCGCAGCUGCAGGACCAGGGACUCAUCUUCCUGUGGGUCACCGGCAGAGCGAUGGAGUUAGGGCGCGAGUGCCUCAAGCUGUGGGGCUACGAGCGCGUGGACGAGCUGAUCUGGGUGAAGACCAACCAGCUGCAGCGGAUCAUACGCACCGGCCGCACUGGGCACUGGCUCAACCACGGCAAGGAACACUGCUUGGUGGGUAUGAAAGGCAACCCCGAGAAUUUAAAUCGCGGCCUGGACUGUGACGUCAUCGUGGCCGAGGUACGCGCCACCUCGCACAAGCCAGACGAGAUAUACGGCAUCAUUGAACGACUCAGUCCUGGUACAAGGAAGAUAGAACUGUUUGGUCGACCACACAACGUUCAGCCUAACUGGAUAACCCUGGGCAAUCAGGUGGACGGCGUGCGUCUGGUGGACCCCGAUCUGAUCGCGGCCUUCAAGAAGCGCUACCCCGACGGUAACUGCAUGGCACCGCCGCCUCCAGACCCCGGCCUCGCAUAGGGUAACAGUAAUGAGACAUGUGUAGAAAAACUCCGCGUUUAAAAAAGCAGGUAUUAUCUACCUUGUGGAAUUGAUAACUUUUUGCAAACACACUUAAAAUGACAUCUACACAAACAUAUUAUGUCUAUAUCCUUGCAACAGUCUUUGCAAAAAUUCGCUGCAGUUUGUUUUUGCAAAUGAGUGAUACCGUUGCCAAGUUGCAUGUUUGCUCGGAAAUGAACAACUUUUUCAAUAUGAUGUGUGAAUUUCGCUCGACUUUUAAACGGACAAACACGUUGUUUAUGAUUGUUUCUAUGAAAAAAUAAAGUGAUAACUUUGUUGAAUUCUUUAAUAAUAGUUUUAUAGACUGUCGUAAGUUCUUAUCUUGCGAUUAUUAAAGUUAAGACUGUGAAAACUAUAUUUUAUCCACUAUUUCCUGAACAUGAAAUUAUAUAUUUUUGUAUGUUAUUGUAAGCAAACAUUGUAUGUAAGUUAAAUAAAUUGUUAAGUUACUCUAAUUAUAGCAUAACUUAGAAAAAAAUGAGUAACCCAAUCAUGACCACAAAAAAGGCGAACUGUACAUAGUGUAAAUAUUUAGUGGUAAUAAAACAAUUUGGAUAUAAAA